CUGGGUCCCAAAAUCAUACACUACAGUACUAGAUAAGCAGAUGUGCUGCAUUGAUUCUCAAGGGGAAGGUUGUGUGCAAACAGAUAACACGCUAUUUGAAACAAGACUGUAGUCAUGCACUUAUUAGAUACUGUUGUUGGAUAUUUUAUCAGGAUAACACACUUGGGUGCACUUCCUAAGUACACAAUUAAUGCAGAAAGCAGCUUGGUGAUAAUGGCAAAGGAAAAACUCCCUGAGAGGACAUGAGGAAGGAACCCACCCUCUUCUGUAGAACUUGUAAUAGUGUGAUAAUCAAUCAUUGUUGAAUCAGUGUGUUGAAAGAGUGUUUAGUGAGAGUCCUGGGACGUGCACAGGACAGACUUUAUGAUUACCUCAGCAGUUCUCAGGUACAAAUCAAGUAUCCAGGUGCGAUUAUGAGUUGACGCAAAGCUGAGAAAUGGGAAUAAACUGGUUCUGUGAAGGGAAGAUCUUUAGGGCAUCCAUGGAGGAGCUGUAGAAGGUGAGUCCCAGGUGCACAAGUAGAGCAUCAUGAUGAAGCAGCUACAGCAGGUGUGUUCAAGAUACUGCACCAGUACUCAUAAUACGCAUUGCCUCUUAUAAUAAAGCCUCACAUUUGACACAAGUAUUGGUGUUUUGAGACACUAUUUAGUGCGCUAGGAUGCGGUUUGGAGUGUGGCCAUUGAAAACAUCUCGAGGCAACGCCCACCGGCAGCUGACGCGCGUAAACCGGCGCGCACACGCACGCACGCACGCACACGCACGCACGCGCGACUGGAGAGGCGCUGCUCCGUAACCAUUCACUACUGUGUGUGUGUGUCAGCUAGGCAGUUUGCAGAGCUCUGGACAAGACUGAUUUGGUUUCGGCUCGUAUUUGUGUUUUGUGUACCAGCUUGUGAUUGACAAUGCAUGCGUCCUGCUGGAAUACCGCGUCCUAGAAGUAGCGCGUGUUGGGAUUUUACUCCACUGACGUUUGCCGAAACUUCGUGGCGCGCGCCUUGCUCAUCCGCGUCCUCUUUCAUUUCUUGUACCGGAUUAAAGGCUUUUCACUUCACCGCGCACUUCACAUGGUAUACUGGUUCCCAGAGCAGGGUAUGCUCGUUUCCACGUACAGCGCGCGCACUCCAGAUGCAUGUACUGCUUGACCGGGACAGGAAAGAAGCCGCGGUUGGCACCGGCACCAUGUUCAGCUGUGUGGGCUGCUUCUGGCUGCUGCUGUCCGCCGCGCUCGUUGCGCUCUGCAGCUUCAGCUUCAUCUCUCCAGCCUGGAUCGUGAAGGAGCAGCAGCACGGGAGGAGCGGCCACUCGGUCAGUUUCGGCCUGCUCUGGCACUGCUCCGAGUCUCUGGACCACAUGUACACAUGCUACGCGUUUGGCGGCAUUGGGAGGUUUGCCGAGAUUCCCUCCAGCUCCUGGCAGACGAGCGCUGUGCUGUGCUCCGGAGGUUGCGCGCUGUUGGCCGUCAGCUCGCUGCUGGCUAUCAUCACCAUCUUCUUGCCUGGUGGAAACUGCGAGAGGAAGAUCUGCACACUGGCUGGGUACAUGCAGAUGGCUGCAGUGUUCAUCAUGGCAUCUGGCUUGCUGGUUUAUCCCUUUGGCCUAAACUCCAGUUUGGUCAAGUCUUUCUGCGGAAACUCGGACAUCUACUACGCCGGCGAGUGCCAGAUAGGCUGGGGCUACAUGUUGGCCAUCGUGGGUGUCAUGCUCACCCUCUUUUUACCCUUCUUUGCCAAGUACGCCCCAAAAGAGCAUCUCCUGCCCACCCCACUGCCCACACUUUUAUAAACCUCCUGCUAUGCCCAUCGUAUCUCCUCUGAGCUGUUAAGAUCUGUAUCGCCCCAUUCUUUUUCUUGGUCAACAAUGAUAAUGUUGCCACUUUGGAAUAAGUGUGCCCAGAGGAGCCAUUGUAUUCAUUGUGUGAUGUGCUACAUUGUCUUCCUUCACCUGAUAAGCUACUUCCUUUCAUCGGCAUCCCUCGUGGUUCUGAAAAGUCUUUAUUUGGAAAUGCAAAUUCCUGGAAACUCCCGUUUUUCCUUUUCUCACUACAAACUAAUUUAUGCUUUUAAUCACAUGAAAUGCAAUUUAAUGCAUCAACACUGAAAUCUUUGGAAAGGCAACACCAAAACAGCAGACUAAACUAUGCGAAUGGUAAAUCUAACAUUCUAAUUCUACCUAAUACACAUCUGGAUGCAAAGAAUGUGAGAGGACAAGGAGAACUGUUCUCCCAAACAUCAGGGAUUAUUCCGAACAUCAAGAGGAAAGCAAGGAACUCAAGUCUUUCAUGCAACGUCAAAUAAUAUUCAACUACCCAAGACCAAUUACAAAGGAGAGUAGGAACACUGUUCUUGGAUCCACUGGCUAUGAAUGUUUUCUUCUUCACUAUGGAUCAGGCUUUUGAGGAAAUAAAAUGGGUUUAUGAUCCCAAUGAAAAUCUGAAGGGUUUGAAAAAUCUGCCAUAUAUUUAUCCAGUAACAACAAACACUGUGGCUAACAGGCUAGGAGAACAGAAAAACCUUUUCUUAAAAAAUUUAUUACACAAACUGGUGUUUUUUAAUAUAUUUUGCUUUAGAACCUGGGCUGUGACUAGUCAGUGCACGUCCAGCAGUGAGAAAAUAGUAGAUGACGCUUGUGACCACUUAAAUGAAGAAAAAAAAAAAGGGAGUGGGGGCAACAAAAGCACUGACAUUUUCAACUUGUGUUGUAAUUUUAAAUGACCUAAAAAUCUGAAAACCUGUGUGUCUCUGUUUGCCGUCACUUCCUAUCAGUUUUAAUAGGAAUAUUAAAUGUCCAAGUUAUACCGUCUGUUUUGUGCUUGGACCCUUCACUAAACUGAAUAUUCAGGAUUACACAAGAUCAAGAAAAAAAAAUACAAGAUAUACUGAUGGAAAAAAAAAAUAAAUGCAACACUUUCUUAUUGGUUGUACAGAAAGCUCAGUGAAUGGUGCUUGUUUUUUUUUGGUUCUGUUUUUUAGUAGAAGAAAAAAGUCUUAAGGAGGUCUCUAUUGCACAAAGCCUUGAAAGUCAUGAAACUGAAAUGUAAGGACAAGAGGAUGAUUAGAGUAAGCAAGACUACUGUGUCUUGGCUGUUGAUACACUUUUAGCACUCUGGCAGGACGGCCGAGCAUCUGGUUGAUAAAUGUGGACUCCCUCGCCUGACCUUUUCACUUCAGAAGCACCUAUGGGACGUUGUGAAUUACAACAUCGGACACUAAUCACAUGCUUCUGCAGGAAUUGGAGAAAAAUCUCACUACUACUUUGGCUCUCUGAACUGAAGGUCUAAACCAAAUGAGGCUCUAAAGUUACAAAAACACUACAGUGUGACAUCUCAGUGUUCAAACUUACCAUGUUCCUGUUAUUAUGUCUUUAUUAUUGUUGUUUAGGCAGUGAGGGUUGAGAUCUCUAUCCAAUCAGUGUUGCAUUUCUUUUUUUUCCCCCCCAUUAGUGCACGCAAAGUCGUCACAGAGAUACUCCUCUAGAUAAAAACAAAAAACUUUUUCUGCCCUAACCAAUGUGUGCCUUUUUUUUUAAACCAUGACUAAGAAGACUUCAAUACCUUUGAUCAGGUUACUUCUGCUGAAACUGUAGUUUUGUAAAUGCUUCCUAGUUUUUCGGUUUCUCCCCCUGUGUUGUGCAUUUCUGUGAAUGUCUUGAUUUGCUAUAAAUGCAACGGGGAUUGUUUCAGGUGUAAGUCGCCAGACGGUAACUCUAGCAAGUUCACAUGAAGCUGUACAAAUAGAAUUUCCAAGGGGAUGAAAAAAAUAACAAAAUAAGGAGCAUAUAAAUAGGAAAACAAAUGGGUGAGGGAUUAAAACAAAAGAGCCCUACUUUCAUUUUAUGUCAAGAGUAAAUAGUCAGUUACUCUCAAUGAA
This is a messenger RNA of Pangasianodon hypophthalmus (striped catfish), 3866 nucleotides long. Its product is annotated as LHFPL tetraspan subfamily member 7 protein. The transcript has 3 exons. Gene Ontology annotation, cellular component: membrane. The coding region runs from base 907 to 1782 and encodes 291 amino acids. The record is from RefSeq and is a predicted model, not a curated record. Lineage: Eukaryota; Metazoa; Chordata; Actinopteri; Siluriformes; Pangasiidae.